This is a messenger RNA of Coniosporium apollinis CBS 100218, 279 nucleotides long. RefSeq names its product ribosomal protein L37ae. The transcript is spliced from 7 exons. Gene Ontology annotation, cellular component: ribosome. Gene Ontology annotation, biological process: translation. The record is from RefSeq and is a predicted model, not a curated record. Lineage: Eukaryota; Fungi; Ascomycota; Dothideomycetes. Gene Ontology annotation, molecular function: structural constituent of ribosome. The coding region runs from base 1 to 279 and encodes 92 amino acids.
AUGACGAAGCGCACCAAGAAGGUCGGCGUGACCGGCAAAUACGGCACACGUUACGGCGCCUCGCUCCGUAAGCAGGUGAAGAAGAUGGAAAUCACACAGCACGCACGAUACACCUGCACAUUCUGUGGCAGGGAAACAGUCAAGCGAAAGUCUGUGGGUAUCUGGGAGUGCAGCGGAUGCCGGAAGAAGAUUGCUGGUGGUGCUUGGACGGUCUCGACACCGGCUGCGGCGGCCACCAGAUCUACGAUUCGUCGUCUGCGGGAGAUUGCGGAGGUGUGA